AAUCUCAAGUCGGCUCACGAAACGUCAAAAACAAUAACAAUAGUGAAGUUCGUGCGACUGUAAGUUUGCAAUGGCCCUACGGUCUGUAAUGAGUUCUAAAGUGCCUAUAGUGAUAAUUUUAGGUGCUACAGGCACCGGAAAGACUAAACUAGGUGUGGAGUUAGCCCAGAAGUUCAAGACAGAGAUUAUCAGCGCCGAUUCCAUGCAGAUCUACAAGGGGUUGGACAUAGUGACAGCUAAAGCGACGGCGCAAGAACGCAGCCUUGUGGCACACCACCUGCUGGACAUUUUGGAGCCGCAUCAGAUGUUUACCGUGGUGGACUUCAGGAACCGGGCGCUCAGUAUUAUAGACAAUCUAAGCCAACAAGGAAAGAUUCCACUAGUCGUUGGCGGGACCAAUUACUACGUCGAGUCUAUAGUGUACAAUAUACUUGUUGAAGAUGCGGAUAAUACGAAUGAGCUUCUCUGGGAUUCCAGUAAAAGAAAACGAGACUUCGAAAACGAAGACGAUGAAAUACCUGAAAGUACUGAAAAGCGUAAUAUUGUAGACGCCACAGAUGAGAAAUCUAUUUCUAAACCAGACGAUAGAGAAGGUCCAUCAUCUAAUGAUGAUGAAAGUGGAACAAAUGAUUUGGAAGUAACCAAGGAAGCUUUGCAAGAAUUUGUUGAUAAUGAAAAGAAAUUCACGAAUGAAGAAGUCCAUGAUAAGUUGAGAUUAAUUGACCCCGUGCAAGCGGGUCGUCUGCACCCCAACAACAGGAGAAAAGUACUCAGAUCCAUCGAGGUGUGGCUCCACAGCGGGCGGCGCCACAGCGAGGUGCUGGCGGAGCAGCGCGGCGAGGAGGGGCGGCUGCGGCACCCCGGCGCGACCCUGGUGCUGUGGCUGAAAUGUGAACAGUCAGUCCACGACAGUCGUCUGGACACGCGCGUGGACGCCAUGCUCCGGGCUGGGCUGCUGCAGGAGCUGGAGGCCUUCCACCGCCGACACAACCUGCGCCGGCUGCAGGGGGGACAGCCACCUGACUACACCAAGGGCAUUUUCCAAACUCUGGGCUUCAAGGAAUUUCAUGAAUACUUGAUGCUGCCAGAAGAGGAGAAGUCUUCUGAACAAGGACAGAAACUACUGGAAAUGAGCAUAGACAACAUGAAAAUGGCCACUAGGAGGUAUGCCAGGCGGCAGAAUAAGAUGACCAGGGGAAGAUUUUUAGAACAUCCAAACAGAGAGAUACCACCGAUAUAUGAAUUGGACACAACAAAUAUUGAAUUGUGGGACACAGAGGUUAGAGAGAAAGCUAUUCACAUAGUUGAAAGUUUUCUUAAUGGAGAAGAGUGCAGAUUUCAACCUCUCAAAUCCCAAGUUGAUGAUGAACGGAAGAAUGAUGAUGAGAAUUCAUAUAACUACUGCAAUGUUUGUGAAAGAAUAAUUAUUGGGGAUAGAACAUACCGAAUACAUAUGAAAUCUAACAAGCAUAAAAAAGUACUGAAAAAGAAAAACGAAGAAGCUAAGAAAAACCAGGAUGUUCCUAAAUAA
Messenger RNA from Plutella xylostella (diamondback moth), 1531 nucleotides. Its product is annotated as tRNA dimethylallyltransferase. Gene Ontology annotation, biological process: tRNA modification. Gene Ontology annotation, cellular component: mitochondrion. NCBI's taxonomy places the organism in Eukaryota, Metazoa, Arthropoda, Insecta, Lepidoptera, Plutellidae. Gene Ontology annotation, molecular function: tRNA dimethylallyltransferase activity. The record is from RefSeq and is a predicted model, not a curated record.